Messenger RNA from Tachysurus vachellii, 4407 nucleotides. It is a transcript of the gene rab6bb, whose product is annotated as RAB6B, member RAS oncogene family b. Bases 202 to 828 code for a protein of 208 amino acids. The record is from RefSeq and is a predicted model, not a curated record. The transcript has 8 exons. NCBI's taxonomy places the organism in Eukaryota, Metazoa, Chordata, Actinopteri, Siluriformes, Bagridae. Gene Ontology annotation, molecular function: GTP binding; GTPase activity.
AUCGCAAAGCAGUGCUGCAACAUCCACCGAGUCGGAAGCUGGGAUUCAUCUUCAGCCUGUGACCGUCAGAUUGGGGACGUUACAGCAGGAAUAUACCGAGAUUAUACUGUUUAUAUAGUGUUAUUAUAUACACGGUUAUUAUAUACACGGUUAUUAUAUACACGGUUAUUAUAUACACGGUUAUUAUAUACUGUAGCCGCCAUGUCUGUGGGGAACGACUUUGGAAACCCUUUACGGAAAUUUAAACUUGUUUUUUUGGGCGAACAGAGCGUCGGAAAAACGUCCCUGAUCACACGCUUCAUGUACGACAGCUUCGAUAACACUUAUCAGGCAACCAUCGGGAUCGACUUCUUAUCCAAAACCAUGUACCUGGAAGAUCGGACGGUGAGGUUACAGCUGUGGGAUACAGCAGGUCAGGAACGCUUCAGGAGCCUCAUCCCCAGCUACAUACGAGACUCUACUGUGGCCGUGGUGGUGUACGACAUUACAAAUGUGAAUUCCUUCCAGUUGACCUCCAAGUGGAUCGAUGAUGUCAGGACAGAAAGAGGAAGUGAUGUCAUCAUCAUGCUGGUCGGCAACAAGAUAGACUUGGAGGAGAAGAGGCAAAUCUCAAUCGAGGAAGGUGAGCAGAGAGCUAAAGAGCUGAACGUGAUGUUCAUUGAGACGAGCGCAAAAAGUGGCAGCAAUGUGAAACAGUUGUUUAGGCGAGUGGCUGCUGCUCUGCCUGGAAUGGAGAAUAUGGAUGAGACGAACAAGGAGGGCAUGAUUGACAUCAAGCUGGACAAAGCGCAGGAGCCUCCUGUCAGCAACAGCAGCUGCUCGUGUUAAUACAGCGCCCCCUCAUGGACACCUCUGCACACACACCUGCUUGUUCUGUUGCUUCCCACAGCUUGGCAUCUCGACUGGACGCAGGCUUCCUACAUCCGACUGAACUGACAGUGAUUAAAGCUCUCUCUCUCUUUCACUCAAAAAAUAAAAAAUUAACAUUCAUAUUGUCCAUCCGAUAACGACAUAAUGUAAAUAAAUAAAACAAAGACAAGCUGUUAGACUGAUAAAAGGACUGAUAAAACGACAAAGUCAAGCGAUGAUAAAAAUAUAAUGUUUUGAGAAAUGUUACGUUCUGUUGCGUUUUGUAGUUUUCUACAUCAAAAGAUUUUGGGACAGGAAGUAACAGCAGAGCGCAGGGUCAUUUCUUUAUCCUUACAAUGCAUGUAGACAGAGUUCUGGAGUCAAUUACGUCUUCUGGUCCCCAGCAUAUCGUCAGCAAUUCCAUAAAGGUCUACAGAUGGCCGCUUUAAUCUUAAGGCUGCGAUACGAAAUCACCGGUUGAAUGAUUAAUUUCACCCAAUAAUAAAUGUCUCUUUCGCAUGUUUUUUUAUGCUUUCGUAAAUUAAAGUACAAUAGCGCUUUUGAGAAGAGCCGAAGCACUCCCGUUAGGGUUGAGUGUCCACGCUGAGGUCUGCCACGUUGUACUGUAUUGUAAAUAGUAUUUCUAUUACCAUGAACACUCAUCAUAUUAUUCGUGAUGUGUGUGUCUGUGUAAAAUUACUUUUUGAUAUACUAAGGGCUUUACUCUGUUUCGUUCCAGCCCACACCUUUAAUGUUCUUCAUUACGUUUUCAGCUCCGUGUCAGUUCUUGUACUGAAGAGCAAAAACGAGGAGAACAUCUAAAAUACUCAAAAAGUGUUCUUGAUUUUGCCCAAAUUUCAAGAAUAAACACUAUAAUAAUAAUAAUAAUAAGCUGCACUACUAUGAUGGACAUGAAGAUAUGUAGCUAUGUUUGUGAUUAUUUAUUUUAGCUAAGUAGUGUGUCAAAAUUUAAUGCAGAAAAACAAUAGAUGGAAAAAAAAAUCAGGUAAGAUAGCUGUUCGAUAAUUAGACAUUUGGAAUAGUCACAGCCAUUUCUAAUCUAGAUGAGAAAUAAACAGUGUCUUACGGCUUCCAAGCCACCGGGGGGCACUGUACCGCUUUAUUAUUAUAAUAAUAAUUUGUUUUUUCAUCAUUUCCAGUUAUUAUGCGUCAGGUUUUCACAGGGUGCAUGCUGCACCUUGAGAACUCUUAUCAGAGAUAUGAUUAUGCAUGUCAGAAGAAGGCUAGCUAAGGUAGCUUGAUAGCUAGCUAGCAAAAAUACAGCAUAUGUGUUUUUAAACAUAUUCAAAUGUUGAGAAUGCGUUGAUUAGUGACUGUCACUAAAUCCAUCAGUUGUUCAUUAGGUAAAAACUUUCAUUAGCGUUCACUAACUUUUUGUGUUUGGCAAAUUAGCCACUUAGCAAUUAGCUUCUGUAGCUUUAUAAAGCUACCUAUGUUAACAUCAUGGAUUGUGAAGAUGAAAGCUGCUAGAAAGGACCCAAGAAAAUGAACUCAAACACUAAUGAUGUUUUGUUUUACUGAUGAUUUACCCAUGAGAAUAAGUAGAGUUUAGAUAAAGAGUGCAGUCGAAUUACGUUUAGUCGAGUUAGCUAGCAAUAAUUUCCUGCGGUAACACUUGCUAGUGAGCUAGUUAUGCUUUGUGGACUUGAAGCUGCUAUUAUUGAAGCUAAAGGCUAGUAUGUACACACUGCUGUGUAUUUUUGAUCUUGAGGGUGACUUGAUUUUACUGACCCACAAACAAGUUCAUCUCAAAGACUCAAAAUUCAUAGUGACAGAGGAUGAGAUGAGAUUCGGUACAUUUAUUUUAACUGAACAUUGUGUUGUGUGGAAUUCUGGAAAAGUAUGACAGGAAAUAAGGAAUUUGUGCGAGUUAAAUAUAUCAACAAUGUACAAUGAAGGGAACUUUAAUUAGGCGCUAGAUAAGUUUAGUUGAACACUCGACAAAGAUAAGUAGCUUUAGAUGCUAUCAAAUUGAUAGUUAAGUUAGAUUGUCAAUAAAAUCUAACUUAAAGACAGUCAUUCAGUCGGUUAUCUAAAACAUUUACAAGUUUUGUUUUAUUGAAAAAUCCUUCUAGUUUGAGACAAAUGGAGGCAAAACAUAGCUAUCUGUAUCCUACAGCAACGUUUACCUCAGGUUAGCAUGAGCUGCAGUGUGUCUGGGAAAAGCUUUUUAAUCUGUUUGUUUGUUUGUUUAUCUUUCUUUUUUUCUUUCUCUGGUGUUGUAUUUGCACCAUGACACACGGUUAUUGAUUUUUUUUUUAUAUCUUGCACAUUGUUUCAGUGUCAUAAUGUUAAGAAAUGUGGAAAGUUUAGCAUCACGUUAAGUGUUCUGGAGCGUAACUAAGAUGUUCACUGUCAGAUGAAUGUUAUGGUUUUAAAGCAUGUAGAAUGUAGUGAAAAGCUGUGGCUCAAGUCCACGCUGUGAUAUUCAGGUUGUUGCACUGAUUAUGUUAAAGGAAUGUGAAAUGUUUACUUAACACAUUAGUAAUAGGUUCUUUAAUAUUUUAUGAUAACGUCUUAUGUUUACCUGAAUGCACUGACACCACUGUAUGUAUGUAUAUAUAUAUAUAUAUAUAUAUAUAUAUAUAUAUAUAUAUAUAUAUAUAUAUACACACACACACACAUACAUAUAAAUAUAUCUAGACAUUUAUUAUCUAAUUUUAUCCCAGGUUGUUUAGUUAGUCUACUAAUAGAUAAGAUAUUAGCAUUUAAAAAUGGCCGCCAUCGUGAUGGUCAACAGGAACUGUUAGGAAAUCUCUAAUUAUUGUAUUUAUCAAUGCAGCAGAUCAUUAAGGAAAGCCACUGUAGUGAAUAGAGAACCGAUUACCUUCUUAUGUAUUGUUUCAUCUCUCACGUUUUCAUUUUUCAAUAUUUAACCUGAAACGUACGCUUUACUUUUUAUCACCUUCUACAUUUUUGUGACACUAGUGUGCCUUCUGUUAAUCUAACACCAAAAUGCAAAUGUACGGUAAUCUAAAUACGGUGCGUUCAAAUGGAAGUCGUGAAAACAAUCCUGCUACGUGUGACCUAGCUAACAAACCAAGGUUAGCGAUCACGCUACACGCUAUAUUGUCGUAAAACCAUUUCUAAUGAUGAUAUAAAGACGGGGUUUUAUCAGGAAUUUCUCAGAUUUGUUCUUGAAUUCCUAAGAAAAGACUUCAUAGGAAUGAAAUGAGAAAGUAUUUAUUACACUUAGCAUCGUCACCUGCUGAACAGAAUUCCAUUCGUUAUGAAUACCACAAGAGGGAGCCAUUCACAGACACGACUCCAUCUGAACACAGCGUUAGACACACCAUGAGCGAUUGUCAUUUCCGAAGUAAGCGACGUUGAUAUAUUUGUGACGUAAUUGUGUAUUGUCAUGACACUGAUGAGGUGAAGACUCAUUUUAGGUGAGGAGUUUUUUAUGUACAGUCAGUGCAGAGCCGUUAUCGGACCUGUCGGUGUGGGGUCAAAGCUGAACUCAAGUCCAUUCUGUAAAGCCAUUUAUGAGCAUGACAUUUGUCUGAAAAGAUCAAUAAACUCUCUGUGUUAAAAUCA